UGCGAAUCUUCAGCUGGUCUGAAGGAAGUUCGAAAGGAACGAAAGGGGAUAGUUUAAGUUGGGGUAUCACUCGGAUGACGCGUGUGCCAUGUGUGGAUACUAACUGUUUGGACUGAUUGUUUUGAUUGUGAUAAAAAGUGGAUAAAGUGUUACCAAAAUGAACCGAAAUUUUUUCAUUUACUGGACGUUUGUUUUGUGCCUGGUGGUCGAAGGAUACGCGGUGAACUACACGUGUACGGUCAAUCCCGACGGGUUCUGCAUCUUCCAGGGAGUUCGGAUUACAAGUGUUGAGGAAGCUAAUGAUGUGGACUUGCGGGCUCCCAGCUAUGACCUGACGAGGAUUAAGUUCCGCGAGUCGGAGAUGUUUGUGUUGCCCAGCAGGAUAUACUCGACCUUUCCGCAGAUAUUGGAGUUGCGUGUCUGGUGGCAGUCUUUGCACAGUAUUUACAUACCAUCGAAUCUGCUGCAUCUGGAUGCCGAACGAAAUCGGAUUAACACAAUCAGCUAUGACACCAGUACGGUGCCCAUGCUGAAGAAACUCGAACUGGGUCACAACAGGCUCAAAUCCAUCGAAAACAUAUCUUACUUUGAAAAUCUGGAAUUUUUAGACCUCUCUCACAACGAUAUACGAUCCAUAGAUUUGGUUCUGUUUCAACGGUUUAAACACCUCCGUGUGCUUGAUUUGGCGGCCAACAACAUGGCCAUUGUGAAAAACUCUAUGGAGCACAAACUGGAAUCACUAGCAGUAUUACACCUAAACGAUAACCGGCUGUCCUACCUAGACAUCAACGUACUUCGGCAGUUCCCAAACUUGGAAAAACUUGACCUUUUCAACAAUCAGCUAAUGUACAUGGAGUUUGAAAACAUGCGCUCGAUGUUCCCAAAGCUUUCAAUUGCAAACAUCUACGGCAACGACUGGAACUGCGAAAAUCUCGCUGAAAUGAUUAUUUACUUCAAGAAGAUCAACAUCCUGGAGUACAAACUGUACAGCGUGCUCAAGUGCAGGGAACGCGCCGUUGACGGAAUUUGUUGUUCGGAGGGAAAGGCACUUACGAUCCUAAAGAAAUCAAACCAGUACUUCUCAAACUAUGUGAAUGAGCUAAAUCUACACAGCCAGCACAUAAUGCAAGAGAUGAAGCAGUCCAAGCAAGAAAUUCGCAAACUGAUCGAACACGAGAACAUGACCCAGGCAUCACUGAAAGCAUUCAGCGACGACAUGAGCGCAAUUCGAAACCGAAUCGAAAGUAUCGCAGCUAUAACCGACGGUAAUAAUGGUAGCAGCACCGCUCUUCCUCGACAGACCAAGAAACAUGAAAAGGUCGACAAGCUGGUGCAGGAGAUCCUUAAGAUUAAACAAGAUCAUCAAAGUCUUGCUCGCGAAAACCAGGUGUUUAAGCAGCAGAUCGAGGGCUACGAAGAGAUGAAAUCCAUCAUUCAGGAGCUGAAACAGGAGAACAACAAUCUACGGACCAAGCUGGCCAAACUGCUUGAUGAUUUUCACGAGAUUAAGAGCGUCAAAAGUGUGCCGACGGCGUGACUAAUGGAGCACCGUCUUCACGGCGAUUGGGACACUUUCUUGUAGCAUCGGCAGAAAAAGAAACGGCAGCGGCUCAAAUCACUAAGCCGCUCUGUGACACAUCAAAUUGAUUGAUUUUAGCACGCCCGGAUGCGGUCGUGGGAGCGUUCGAGCCCUUCUCAACUCCACUUUCUAGAGUUAGACGCGGAAUUUGCUGGACAAACGUAGAACACGGAACGGAAGAGUCGAUCUCUAUCCGAACGUAGUUUAGAUUUAGGAAAAUCGUCUGGGACGAGCAUAGAUCUAAGAAAAGCUAUCCCCCUCACAGUUACCACAAGCAAAAUUGCCGGACAUUUGAAUGGUAACUGAUAAUGGGGCCGGUUUGAUUUCGGUAUCUGACUGUCAUAGCUCGGGAUGACACGCUGGUAUGCGCGUGCUCAAAAGUUGGGAAAGUCCCACCGAGGACAGCUCACUGAUUGGACACACAGUGAUAGGAAGGGAAAUUAAUUUAUUUACUUAAUCAAAUCAACAGCUAGAUGCAAUUCCAAAGAAGCUUUAAGGCAUUUCACCAAGUGUUCAAGUAGUGAAAUAAAUAAUAUAUUUCAAAAUGUACAAC
Culex quinquefasciatus (southern house mosquito) is the source of this 2132-nucleotide messenger RNA. Its product is annotated as receptor-like protein 9a. The transcript is spliced from 2 exons. Lineage: Eukaryota; Metazoa; Arthropoda; Insecta; Diptera; Culicidae. Bases 158 to 1537 code for a protein of 459 amino acids. Gene Ontology annotation, molecular function: protein binding. The record is from RefSeq and is a predicted model, not a curated record.